Molecule: messenger RNA, 1392 nt
Organism: Myotis brandtii (Brandt's bat)
Lineage: Eukaryota; Metazoa; Chordata; Mammalia; Chiroptera; Vespertilionidae
Gene: STYXL1
Product: serine/threonine/tyrosine interacting-like 1
Exons: 9
Coding region: 344-1282 (312 amino acids)
Biological process (GO): negative regulation of cytoplasmic stress granule assembly; protein dephosphorylation; positive regulation of intrinsic apoptotic signaling pathway
Cellular component (GO): mitochondrion
Molecular function (GO): protein tyrosine/serine/threonine phosphatase activity; protein phosphatase inhibitor activity; pseudophosphatase activity
Source: RefSeq, a predicted model, not a curated record
ACAGACUCUGGCAGGGAGACCGGCCACCAGUCCCGCAGCCGGCCUGGCGGACUGGGUGCGGUCCGAGCCCCCCUGACCGCAGCUGAACCCGCCACCCCUGCUCCCUGGAAAGGAAAGGGGCGGGGAGGAGAGGUUGGGAGCCCCAGAGGUGGGGUGGCAGGAUGGGGGCUCCUUGAAUCUGUCCCUCUCCUGCACCCCUUUCUCACACUCACGUGCCGCCCACCCCCUGUCCCACUGGGGCACCGCAGCUGAGAAUGAGCGACGGUGAGCCCUGACUUAGCUCUAGGUCCUGUUGGACGAGCUUUACAGGACAGCAGCCCCGGGUUACAGAGGAAGAAACAGGAUGGCUGAUUUGAUUCUAUGUGAACCAACAGAGCUUUACAACAUCUUGAAUCAGGUCACAAAACUAUCCAGAUUGACUGAACCCAACUAUCUCUGUUUAUUGGAUGUGCGUUCCAAACAGGAGUACGAUGAAAGCCAUGUGAUUACAGCCCGUCGAGUGAAGAAGAAGGCAGAUGAAUAUCUUAUCCCGGAGUCUGUGGAUCUAGAGUGUGUGAAGUACUGUGUGGUGUAUGAUAACAAUUCCAGCUGCCUGGACCUAAUCCUAAAAGAUGACAGUGACAACUCUGGCAGUAGUGAAAACGAACUGUUGGCCAGAGGAGCUGCCAUUGAAUGUGGCAAAGCCUUAGCUCACCUCACCCGCCACCCCGUCCAGAUCCUGAGAGGGGGCUAUGAGUCUUUCUCAGCCAAGUACCACUUUUUCCGGACGCAGAAGAUUAUCUGGAUGCCGCAGGAAUUGGAUGAAUUUCAGGCAUACCCUGUUGAAAUAGUGCCAGGAAGCAUCUACCUGGGAGAUUUCAGGCAAGCCUGCGAUCCUAAAAUUCAGAAGGAUUUGAAAAUCAAAGCACAUGUCAAUGUCUCCAUGGAGAUAGGACCAUUUUUUGUAGGUGACGCUGACAAGCUUCUGCACAUCCAGAUAGAAGACUCCCCGGAAGCCUUCAUUUUCCCCUUUCUGCGCCACCUCUGUCACUUCAUUGAUGUCCACCUUGAACUUGGCAAUGUCAUCCUGGUAUUUUCCACCCUGGGCAUCAGUCGCAGCUGCGGGGCCAUCUUGGCCUACCUCAUGCACCGGAACGAGCAGACCUUGAAGAAGUCCUGGGAAUACGUCAAGAAGUGCAAAAACAACGUGUGUCCAAAUCAGGCCUUAGUGGCUCAGCUGUCACAAUGGGAGACGAUUGUUCUCGGAGGCUUCAUCACAGAUAUCUCGGUUCCACUCUGCUGAUCUCUGUGGCCCAGCUAUGGGUCCUGAAGAACUUUGCUGGGAGCUUCUUUUGGGUAGUGGGCCGGGAUGUGUAACCAGGUUGGUGUGGAAAAAGGCCUUUGCUACCUGGA